AAUUGUGCUCCGAGCCGCCGCCAGCGCCAGCCGCAGCAGCUCCGGCUCCUCCUGCGCCCGCCCGCCCGCCCGCCCUCCAUCCCUCCCUCCCUCCCUCCCGCACGGCAGCCGCGCUCGCCCAGCGGACGGGGUGUAAGGCAGCGACGUCGGCAGGAGCAUGGCCCGUACCAAGCAGACCGCCCGCAAGUCCACCGGCGGCAAGGCGCCCCGCAAGCAGCUCGCCACCAAAGCCGCCCGCAAGAGCGCGCCCUCCACUGGCGGGGUGAAGAAGCCGCACCGCUACAGGCCGGGUACUGUGGCUCUGCGUGAAAUCAGGCGCUAUCAAAAGUCCACCGAACUUUUGAUCCGCAAACUCCCCUUCCAGCGUCUGGUGCGUGAAAUUGCUCAGGACUUCAAGACAGAUCUGCGCUUCCAGAGCGCUGCCAUCGGUGCUUUGCAGGAGGCAAGUGAAGCCUACUUGGUUGGCCUGUUUGAAGACACCAACCUGUGUGCUAUCCAUGCCAAACGUGUCACAAUCAUGCCAAAAGAUAUCCAGCUAGCGCGCCGCAUACGUGGGGAGCGUGCCUAAAACCUCACCACGAUGGGUUUGUCAUUCUCGAAGCAAAAUCUUCUUCCUGUUAUUGGUAGUAAUGAACGUUAGAUAUUUUUUCCAUGGGGUUAAAAGGUACCUUAAGUAUAUGGUUGCAAGUGGAAAAAUAGGGGACAGAAUUGGGUAUUGGCAAGUUUUCUUUCCAUUUUCAUUUGUGUGUGGAUUUUUAAUAUAAACAAGGGGACAUAAAAACAAUCAAUGUGGUCAAAAAAAAAAACAUUAAUUGUUGAAACUUGUUCACCAAAACAACUUUAUAAAAAAAAAAAUAUAAAUAAACCUGUCAAAUUUUUCUGGACAAUGCCAGCAUUUGGAUUUUUUUAAACAAGUAAAUUUCUUAUCAAUGGCAACUAAAUGGUGUUUGUAGCAUUUUUAUCAUACAGUAGAUUCCAUCCAUUCACUAUACUUUUCUAACUGAGUUGUCCUACAUGCAAGUACAUGUUUUUAAUGUUGUCUGUCUUCUGUGCUGUUCCUGUAAGUUUGCUAUUAAAAUACAUUAAAUGA
Molecule: messenger RNA, 1090 nt
Organism: Poecile atricapillus (Black-capped chickadee)
Lineage: Eukaryota; Metazoa; Chordata; Aves; Passeriformes; Paridae
Product: histone H3.3A
Exons: 4
Coding region: 158-568 (136 amino acids)
Cellular component (GO): nucleosome
Molecular function (GO): protein heterodimerization activity; structural constituent of chromatin; DNA binding
Source: RefSeq, a predicted model, not a curated record